This is a messenger RNA of Acomys russatus (golden spiny mouse), 779 nucleotides long. RefSeq names its product prostate stem cell antigen (gene Psca). Bases 310 to 738 code for a protein of 142 amino acids. NCBI's taxonomy places the organism in Eukaryota, Metazoa, Chordata, Mammalia, Rodentia, Muridae. The record is from RefSeq and is a predicted model, not a curated record. The transcript is spliced from 3 exons.
GGCCAAAUGGUUAGGAGAGUAGAGAACAGAAGGUAACGUUUUAGAACUGACCCCACUUCCCUGAGAAGGGCAGGCACAGUGCAGGUGCCUUAGGACUGACAGCUCUUGUUCUGUGGGUGGCUAAGAAAGGGCUUCUACAGAGAUAGCGAGCCCCACCAUGGGAGGGCUGUGCCCUCCAGAACCAGAAAGAAGGGCAAAGGCAUUGGGAGGGGUGGUGUGGGAGAUCAGAUUGGAAUGGGCUGGCCCUUGGGCUUUGACUGGCUCCAAGGAACCUGUCACUGUUGACUGUGAGUAACACAAGCCUCCCCUAUGAGCUGGAGCCAUAUAAAGCCUCCGGAGGCACGCGCGCAGCUGCUCACUGUGACCAUGAAGACUGGCCUCUUUAUCCUGCUGGCCACUUAUUUGGCCCUGCAUCCAGGUGCUGCCCUGCAGUGCUAUUCAUGCACAGCACAGGUAAGCAACAGAGACUGCCUGAAUGUGCAGAACUGCACCGACGACCAGAACAGCUGUUGGACAUCACGUGUCCGGGCCAUCGGACUCGUGAGAGUUAUCAGUAAGGGCUGCAGCUCAAACUGCGAGGACACGUCAGAGAACUACUACGUGGGCAAGAAGAACAUCACGUGCUGCUACUCCGACCUGUGCAAUGUCAAUGGGGCCCACACCCUGAAGCCAGCCACCACCCUGGGGCUGCUCACUGUGUUCUGCAGCCUGGUGCUGUGGGGCUCUAGCCAUCAAUAGACUCUAGGAGAACCCCACUACAACCCCUACUGUGUGGGGAU